CAUGCCCAAGUUUUAUUGUGACUACUGUGAUAUGUAUCUUACCCAUGAUUCUCCAUCUGUGAGGAAGACACACUGCAGUGGUCGGAAACACAAAGAGAAUGUACAAGACUACUAUCAGAAAUGGAUGGAAGAGCAGGCUCAGAGCCUAAUUGACAAAACAACGGCUGCAUUUCAACAAGGGAAGAUCCCUCCAGCUCCAUUCUCUGCUCCUCCUCCUGCCGGGGCCAUGAUCCCACCUCCCCCCAGUCUCCCGGGUCCUCCUCGCCCUGGUAUGAUACCUGCACCCCACAUGGGAGGCCCUCCCAUGAUGCCGAUGAUGGGCCCCCCUCCUCCUGGGAUGAUGCCUGUAGGACCUGCUCCUGGAAUGAGGCCUCCCAUGGGUGGUCACAUGCCCAUGAUGCCUGGGCCGCCAAUGAUGAGACCUCCUGCUCGCCCUAUGAUGGUGCCCACUCAGCCCGGCAUGACUCGGCCAGACAGAUAAGAGCAGAAAGGCUCUGUAUCAGUUUUGUAUUUCUUGUUUUAUUUCACCAGAUUAUGGUGCUGAGCUUGAGUGUUUUCCAGCUGCAUGACAGGGAAGAAUUCCCCCUUCCU
Molecule: messenger RNA, 591 nt
Organism: Phodopus roborovskii (desert hamster)
Lineage: Eukaryota; Metazoa; Chordata; Mammalia; Rodentia; Cricetidae
Product: U1 small nuclear ribonucleoprotein C-like
Exons: 1
Coding region: 2-481 (159 amino acids)
Biological process (GO): mRNA 5'-splice site recognition; spliceosomal snRNP assembly; mRNA splicing, via spliceosome
Cellular component (GO): U1 snRNP; nucleus
Molecular function (GO): pre-mRNA 5'-splice site binding; zinc ion binding
Source: RefSeq, a predicted model, not a curated record